UUCGCGCACCAUAGAAACCGCGGUCACAGAUUUUUAGAAAUUAUGGCAACAGUGAUGCUCACUUGACGAGAAUGCAUCCGCGCAAAGUAACAAGCAGUACUGGAAAUGUUUUCGGAAUUAGUGCAAGGAAGCUGUAGCUGGGAUGGAUCGCUUGAAGUCGAAAAAGGCUUGUGCUCUUAUCCAUCGGUGAAAAGAGCAGUCAGCUCAGGAAGGAUUCGUCAGGUCAGAUCUGUCAGCUCAUCAUCAACAUUUACAAGACCAAGGAAUGCUUCAUUAUCCACUACCUUUUCACAAUCAGAGUCUAGGCUCAGUGAGCUGGUGCUUCCAAAAACAUAUGUCACAAAAACUGGCCUGUUACUUCUUUUUGCUGUGAUUGAUGAUGAAUUGUUUGCUCUUGUUGAUUCUUCAAAUAAAGGAAAGAAGUGUCCUUCAAGAAAAGGAAUAUUUGGUGACAAUGCAGAGCUUCUUUCAGAAUUUAAAUCUCUAGAGCAAUUUGUUUUGUCUGUGCUUGAGUAUCAACAUCGGAAGGAAAAGAACUUGUAUGCAUCAGCCAAUAAAAGGCUGUUCCGGUUUGGAUAUCAGGCAAAGUAUCAUUACAAAUCAUUUGGUUAUAAACAACGUGUGGAAGAUGUUGCCAAGAGAUGGGAUAAAGAGAAAACUCAGGCGAAGACCACUGUGCCAAAAGAAGAUGAAACUGACCAAUCUGUUAUGCAAGCAUCAAUGGUACCAAGUGUGAUUGGAACUGCUGGAGGCAGAUCAUCAGCAGAUGACAAUAGAACUCAUUCAGAAGAAAAGGAACCAAAGUGUGCCGGAAAAGAAGACUUUGAGCGCCUAGCUUUGCCUGCAAAUGACGUCAUGCGUGUGAGAGGAAAGCUACGCUCGCCAAGGCUAGAAAGAAAGAUUACAACCAGGCAUGACAGCGAGGAGACGCCAACGAAAGAGUAUUUCAUGAUUAGCAGCAAGUUUGAUGGCGGCAAAAAUGAGCAGGAUUGUUUAGACAAUUCACCUAGAGGAGCCCACAGUGCUAUGACAACUGUACCGCAUCUGAAACACUUUAAAAGAGAGUUUCUUUACAGUAUCCGCGGCUACUCCAACAACAGCAACGACAACAACGACAACAACGACAACAACAAUAAUCAAGCGAUACCAUCUUCUGUAAAGCGUUUGAUACAAAACUUUAAUGAAAACCAACUUAAGGCUUUUUCUAACUAUGAAAGUGCUGCUUAUUACAAAGAUGAGAGAUGGGAAGUAACAAGCCCACCAGGCAAUGGAACCAGUAAUAUUCUUCCGUUUAUGUUCGAUCAGGAAUCCAGCGCUAUUAGGGGCCAUUCGGCAUUGCCUCGAUCCCGUCAGAGCAGCGCAUUUUCGAGAACGGAUUACGUCAGAUCGCCUCGUGUCGGUGAUUUAAAGAAUGCAAAGUUACACCCGACAAGUCCAAAGCAAGUUAGAGAAACGCGAGUCCUUGGAGUCACACCAUCGGCAAUAUCUCUGACCUCUGAGGAAUUCGCACGACUGAUUGAGGUCAAAUCAGCAGACAAAUUUAGCCUAAACUUGCCUGUCAACUAUGGGAUGGAUGAUUUUCAAUUCUUAAACUCUAAAACCAUGGCAGGUGAUAAGGUUGAGGCUGAGAAGACAACGAUGCAAAAUGUGGAUAAUCAGACGCCUGAAACAUCGCUUCAUGCCGAUGGUAUGAAAGAACGGUCUUCACAAACAGAGGCCGGGCAAACCACAGAUCUAGAUUCGGAUUCAAAUGAAAGUGUUUCAGAAAAGAGGCUUGCUGGCAGUUUCAUUGGUUCUCUUGGCUCCUUCAUUGAGGAAGACAAUGAUGACGACAGAAUUCUUUUCAGCUACAUCAGCCCAAGUUUACGCAAAGGAUCAUGGAACCCAAUGAUCUCAUUUUCGUUGGAAGGGUCUAGUGAUUUGCUGAUGGAAGGGUCAUUUUCAGGAACAGAGCAGUCAGAAGUAAAGACACCAGAGUAUGAGAUGGAGAGAGAUUUAUCAGCUGAAAGUAAAAGCACAGGCGAUGUAACUAAGAGAAAGGGACUUGGUAACUUGGAUGGUUCUUCAGCAGUCAUAAAUAGUAAUCUUGUCGGAGGAGAUAUUCACCACUCUGGCCUAACUAACAGUGUAGGCGCUAGUUCUUCUAGAAAAAAUGCAUCUGCUUCGCCCGAAGAAAUUUUGCCAAAUCAAUUUUUGAGUUCAUUAGACAGUUCCAAAAACAUUUGUGAUCUGAGCGAAAUGUCAAAUGUAAGAUCGUCGUCAGGAAAGCCUUUGAGUUGCGAUAGUGAGCCGAAUAAUCAUACCAACAAAAAAGAUACUUACAUAGAAAAUUCUUACAAUGCUCAGAGUGCAGGAAAAUCUGAGCAGAAAUUUUCGAGUUCAUCGGCUGGGAUGGAGAAUCUACUUCCAUUUCAUAAUGAAGCUAUGUCACCACAAGGAAACAAGUCGUCUACUUUGGUUGGCGAGACAGAGAAGCAGAAUUAUUCUGAAAUUCUGAUGGCAGUAAAGGAAGAUGUUUGUACAAAUGGAGAUGGUAAUCAGAUAGGAAAAUCUACACAUAAUGCAGUAGAUGCCCAACGACAGGGAAUUCAUCGUAGGCAGUCAUCGUUUAUUUCAAAUAGUGGAACGGUUGUUUCUGUAAGGGACAGUAUCCCCGAUCUAAAGCAGAUCAAUGAUAACGACCCAUUUACCCAUAGAGUUCUAUCAACUUAUUCUGGCAGUAGCUUUGAGUCGCUAACACAAGAGAAUUCGUUACCAUCAGUUUGGAUAUGUCAGUCUGCAAAAGAAGGGCUAAACAAAGAAAGUAAAGAUCUGAUUGAUAGUCAAACAGAAAGCGAAGAUAACGAAAGCAAAACUGUAAUUGGCAACCUGACCAAGACCGACCCCCUUGCACUUGCGGAUAGUGCUUUGCCAGAAGAUGUGGUCGAUAAAAGCUUUAAAAAGAAACCAAACUCGCAGAAAUUGACUGAUCCGAUUAGCAAAGAGCUAACAAAAACUCAAGGUUUUGCAUUCGUAGAAAAUAGCGUUUUCGGUGCAAGGCAGAUGGUGAAGAGCAGUUUAGCUGACAAAAGCGAGAUUGAUUUUCACAGUCCUUUCAACAAGAAAGUGUUGAAGGAUAAUACCAAUGUAAAGGAGAUUGCCAGCUUAGAACCGACGUACGAAGAGGGAUUAAUCGGAAAACAGCGAUCUUUGCAAUGCAGUGCAAAGGACACUGCUGAUAGCAAAGAGAGUCUUCAGAAAGUUGAUAAAAGCGUUGUUGACCUGAAUGUCAUGAAAAAGCAGAAUCCUCAUGAAGUAAAGGAGAUGCAACCCUCACAGAAACCAGCAAAAGAGAGAAAAGAUGAAGGCUAUAAGAGGGAAUCAAAGCCUGAAAGGCAAACAACUGAAAAACGAGAUAAACAAACUGUCGAACUUAAAAUUGAUCUCAAGGUAACAGGGGACAGUAGUCCAGAAAACGGGACCAUCGAUUUGGAUACGGCGGCGGUGAAACCUGCAAAUAAUGUCAACAAGACGGAACUGCCUUCAAAGGAGACCUUGAGGCUAGAUGGUGUUAGUGAAGGUGAAAUCAAAAGGGAAAGCCAGAAUCUGGAAGAUUUGAAGUUGCUGCUGCAGCAAAACAAACCUCCCGAGGACACCACAAAACUUAAGAAAAAGUUAGGGGAAACGGCACCAUUGAAAAGGAAUGCUGGAAAAGCGAAGAAAAAGCGUGGCAUGGCAUCACGCCAAGGAAGUAUCUCCAAAAAGGGGACAGAUUCAAAGAACCUCUCUCCUGUAUUAGAUUUGCCCAAAAAGAUGGAAACAGUUGAAACGAUGAUAGGCCGACCCAAUCCAUCAGACAACCCAAUGAAACCAAGUCCAGACACCGAAUCCGAGGUCAUCAUUGAGAGGGAGAUUACUUUCGAGAACCAGUUAGAGCAGAAAGAAACUGCUGCCUCUAAAAAUGUUCGCAUUCAAAACGUCGAGGUUAAGAAGGUUUCGGAAGUUGACCCUGAAAAGAAAGGGGCUUAUCCACCGUCUAGAACAAAACGUGGCAAGAAGGCCUCCAAAAAAGCCACCGUGAUAAAGGAACAGCCCGAAGAUAAACUAAGGUAUGAGGAGCAAAUGAAACUGUUGCAUGAAAAGGAGGUUGAACAACAGAAGGCAAGAGAGGCUGCAGUAGCCAAACAGAAGCUUCUUGAAGAGGAAAGGGAGAGAUAUAGACAGGAAGAAGAACUGGCGAAGAUAAAGGAAGAAGAGGCAAGAAAGAAUCUCGCAGAGGCGAAAAUCAAGGCGAAAGAAGAGAGGGAAGCGAAGAGACUUGCGGACGCUGAGAAGAAACGACAACUGGUGGAGCAACGGCGAGAAGAGCGACGGCAAAAGGAGACUGAGAUAGCUGAAAAGGAAAAAGAGGCUGAACGACUGAAGCAUGAAAAGGAAAGAAGAGCAAUAGAAUUAAAGGAACAGCGGGAAAGACUGAAGGAGCAAGAACGAAUGGAGGAGGAACAGCUGCUUGAAAAAGAGCGAUGGGAAGAAAUGAAAAGGGAAGAAGAGGAGAGAAGACGGGAAGAGGAAAGGAUCAGAAAAGCACAGGAAGAGUUAGAACGUCUCAUUGAGGAGCGCGAGUAUCGAGAGCAAUUGCGACGAGUUGCAGAAGUACAAGAGGCGAAAAUGCGAGAAGUUGAAGAUCAAAGACGGUUACAAGAAGAGGAAGAGCAGAAAAGAAUAGCAGAUGAGCGGGAGCGACUGAAGCGCGCGGAAUAUCUGAAGCUUCAAGCUGAGCUCGAAAGGCAGAAGGAGGCUGAGAUAAUUGCCAAUGAACGGAGACAAAUGAUGCUUGUCAAGGCGGCUAAGAGGAAAGCUGAGUUGCUGAAGCGAAGGGAAGAAAAUCUGCAACGAAUGUUUGACCUGAAAUGCAAGCGUAGCUCGCAGGGCAUUUCAAGGUCAUUCACUUUCACUUAUUUUGUGCAUAUACCAAGAAGUGUGUGGGAGGUACCUAUUGGAUGGUCGAACAAAAAAAGUAAGAGUGGAGCGAGAGGGAAAAGUAGGCCCAUAUCAGUUUCUGCUAGCAUGAAGAGCACCAAGUGAUGCAUCAGAUUAAAGCUGUGAUUUAAUUAUGGCUACGACUGGUUGCAUGUACUCGAAAAUUCAGUCAUUCUCCAUUUCACGACAUCAGAAGGGGUGGUUUUGUAAAAUCAUCUUUGAAAUACUUUUUCUUUCAUUUGGCGAAGUAAAGCUCGUAAAGUUUCCCGUGUAGUUUUACAUAAAACUUGCUGAUUUCAACAGCCUUUUUUGCUUAAAUGCAAGAACAAACUUAUCGCCCAACGACCAACUUUGAAAAAUUCACAUCAACAAAACAAAUCGUUGUCCAUAUUUUUAGUUUUCUAGAUCACCCUUUCGCAAUAUCUGAAAAAUACAGUUAAAACAUAUUUCAUUGCAGUCACAGAACAGCAAAAUUUGAUAAUCAGUAUAGAAAUUGCUUGAUGCCGAUGGCAAAUGGCGAUGAAAAUGUGGAUACUUUUUUAACUGUGCCAAACUUCGAUGGUGAAUGAGCAAUAGUGAGCGACUGUAUAGUUGAACUUCGGUUUUCAGACUCCGCUCGAUAAUGUGAGUUGAAGACGAGGUGUUCAAAAGCUAAGAUUUUUAUUUGUGCAAUUUUUGAAAAUAACAGAAUGCUAUUCACCGGAGCAAAGAACUAUCUUUUAGUAGUGGUGUCAGGGUUAAAUGCACUAGCAGUCGUGGAUGAUUGCAUAUACCGCACCGAUUUGGACGGUUUUGGGAAACGGCUGCCAUCUUCAAGAUGAUUGAACUUUUAACAGGGGGGUCCAGUCAGAGUCAAAGAGAGCCAACGCUAAAAUUUUAAAAAGUUACCCUCAAAUGGUAGUAUUUUUUCACAAUAACCCUCAAAUGGUAGCAAAAGAACCGAAAUCUAUAAUCAAUUAAAGCUAAACAAAGCAGUUGAGUUAUUUAUCGAAACUAGACCAUUUGGUAAGACCCUCAAACCGACUGGACCCCCAUGUUAGGCCUUAACGAGAGUGUAUCCCCCCGGGGGGGGGGGGGGGGUGGAGUCGCUUGCGGUCCAUAGCUGUUUUUGCACCUGAAACAAUUCGAAAUGAAGUAUCGAUGAGAUUUUAACUUAAUUGUAAAUUUUUUGUAUAAAGUAUUUUUAGCCUCUAUUAGAAAUUAUUAUUAUUUAUUAGAGUGUUUCAAAUUGCUAUUUAUGAGAACGAUUACCUUUUUUUGUUUCUUUGCCAAUCUUCUGAUUUUCGUCAGCGGCCAAAAUGGCAUGAGAAAAUUUCAAGUUGGUUUGUUUUGGGGAUUUUGAAUAUUUCUAUUUAUUGCACAGGAACGAUCGUAACACAACAAUGACGAGAAUCUUUUUUAUGAGAAUACUAUAAGUUUUUCCAGCUUCGAUAUUGUUCAGAAUUUUUUUUGUUUUUUGAUCCUGAAUGUAUUUUUACAUAAGGAAUUAUACAGAAGGGCCUUCACAUUUUUUAGACAUUCCCGAUAAAAUAGAUGCGUAAAUGCUGAAAUGCUCGAUUCCUUAAAAAACUAGAUACUGAAAUGCUUGUCCGAGGACAUUCCAGUUGAAUACUGUUUAUUAUUUUUAGAUAUUUGUAUACCAAUUAGGGAAAUCAGUUUUUACACGUAGAUUUUCCUCUUCUGACACGAUUCAGAAUAUUGUAAAAUAACGUAUUUUACAGGACAGGUAAAGCUCAUAAAUCAGACU
This is a messenger RNA of Rhopilema esculentum, 6706 nucleotides long. RefSeq lists its product as uncharacterized. NCBI's taxonomy places the organism in Eukaryota, Metazoa, Cnidaria, Scyphozoa, Rhizostomeae, Rhizostomatidae. The record is from RefSeq and is a predicted model, not a curated record.